AUGGGUCGUAUUGUCGUGUUUACCACAAUGUCAAUUUUAACACAACAUAUCAAAAAAAUUAUGCCAAAACUAGAUUUAAUUUAUAUUAAUCCAGAAAGCAGUACUGAAUCACUUAAAUUGGAUGACGUUGAAAUAAUGAUAGCAGACUGUCGGUACUUGCCAAAAAUAAGAGGCAAAUUAAACAAUAUUAAAUGGAUCCAGUCAAUAUCAGCCGGAGUUGAACAGCUAAUUGAAUUACGUCAUGAAAAAAACAUUAACUUUGUAAUUACUAGGUUCGUUGAUGAGACGUAUGGUUUAGAUAUGGCUGAGUACAUUAUUAUGCAAAUCGUUGCUUUUGAAAGACGACAAAGAGAAGAAUAUGAAAAACUUAAAAGCGCGGUUUGGCCACAUAAUUCAAUGUUUGUUUCUCGGAGAUUAAUUUCUCAAAUGAAUAUUGGGAUUAUGGGUAUCGGCAACAUUGGAAAAGUCGUUGCGAGGAGUUUGAAACAUUUCAAUGCAAAAAUUUGGGGCUUAACUCGCACGAUUCCAACUACAAAAGAGCCUUACAUUGACGAGUAUCGGACGACAAAUUCAUUACCAGAAUUUCUAUCUAAUUGUCAUUAUAUUAUAAAUAUAAUGCCAGCCACUCCAGAGACUAAUGGGCUGUUGAAUGGCGACAUGUUAAAAAAUUGUAAAGAAAAUAAUGCAAUUUUUAUGAACGUUGGUAGAGGAAAUAUAAUUAAAGAAGAUGACUUGGUGAACGCUCUUGAAAAUAAAUGGAUAACUGCUGCAAUUCUAGACGUUUUUGAAGUCGAGCCUUUACCAUCAACCAGCAAACUUUGGACAAUGCCUCAGGUGAUAAUAACACCACACAAUGCGUGUACUGUAAGAGCAGAUGGUAUUGCAAACUUAUUCAAAAGUAAUUACGAAAAAUACAUGAAAGGUGAAACAUUACCAAAUGUAUUGAAUAUUCAACGUGGAUAUUGA
Messenger RNA from Cotesia congregata, 966 nucleotides. Lineage: Eukaryota; Metazoa; Arthropoda; Insecta; Hymenoptera; Braconidae. The record is from the annotation of a GenBank genome assembly.